Malus domestica (apple) is the source of this 5427-nucleotide messenger RNA. The record is from RefSeq and is a predicted model, not a curated record. NCBI's taxonomy places the organism in Eukaryota, Viridiplantae, Streptophyta, Magnoliopsida, Rosales, Rosaceae.
UUAUAUUGUUAGAGAACUCUUAUUAACCUUUCCCCAUUGAAGUUAUCUGCUCAUUGCAUUGCUGAGGUAACAUAAUAUGUCCUCCUUGUGCAUGAUACCAUUCAACAUUCAUAUUUUCUAGCAAAUUCAUGAAGUAACAAUGUCAGCACCAGACACAUGAGUUGUUGUUGAAUAAGGCAUAGAUUUCAAAAUUUCACUUUUACUCUAGCGAACUGUUGCAUUGGGUUGAUUUACAAUACAGCAAAUUCGUGAAGUACCAGAUCCAGCACUAGACAUAUUGUUAUUGAACAAGGCAUAGAUUUCACAAUUUCAUUUUUUUUCCCUACCGGUUAGUUGCAUUUGGUUGAUUACAAUAUAGGUACGUAUGUUCUUAGAAACUUCAUUUCUUUUCAAUAUUUGUUGUUUUAGGUGUUUGUACUAUAUGUUUAUGCAUUUUGAUGUUCAUCCACGUCAACUGAAAUUGAGCUAAUCCCCCCCUUAUAAUCGAAUUUUUACUUUUCUCACUCAAUACAAAAAGUUUUAAAUCAUGUCUGCUAUAUGGUGGUGAAAUGUAAACUAUUAGAAAUUUGUAUGCUGUAAAAUAAUAAUGAGUAAAUAAAUAUACACAUGCAGUGAAACUGUCAAUUGAAAAUAUAACUUUACCCAUUGAAAUUCAAUUUUCUUUAACUAAAACUCAUCAUAGUAUAUUUUCCUAACAAAAACUCAUUGACUUUACCUCUUGAGAAAAAAAAAGGGCCUUCGGGUUUUUUACAUAUAUAUUUUUUUUCACUUCUCCUAUUUAUAUUGUUAGAAAGCUCUUAUUAACUCUUCCCCAUUGAAGUUAUCUGUUCAUAUAUUUGCAUUGAUGUGCAUCAUCUUUCCUCCUUGUGCAUGCUAACAUUCAACAUUCAAAUUUUCUUGCAAAUUCGUGAAGCACCACUACCAGUACCAGACAUAUGAUUUGUUGCUGAACAAGGCAUAGAUUUCAAAGUUUCAAUUUUACUAUGUUGGACAAUUGCAUUGCGUUGAUUUACAAUACAGGCAUCAGAGCACUGAGCGCGGGACUUAAAAAAGCCACCAACAAAGAGAAGCAUUCCAGCCGUAGUCCUUGAUUUCAAAAGGAAAUGGAAAUUAUAAUUGCAAUUGCCUCAAAAGUUGGAGAGUGCUUGGUCACACCAAUAGGAACAGAGUUUGGCUAUUUGAUUAAUUACCAUUCCAACCUGGAAAAUCUUAAGGGUGAGAUAAAAAAGCUUUUUGACAAGAAAGAUGGAGUGCAAGGAUUGGUAGAUGCUGCCCAAAGGAACAGUGAAAGGAUCAAACCUGAUGUUCAGAGUUGGCUAAAUAAUGUGAACGACGACAUGGUCAAAAAAGUGUUGCAGUUUGAGGAUGAAAUUAACAAGAAAAGGCGAUGUGUGUAUCGAUGGAGCUUGAGUCGGAGAGCCUAUAAGAUUAAACAAGAAGUUCUUCAGCUCCAAAACGAAGGAAGAUUUGAAAAUGUGGCCUAUCCUGCACCUCCACCAGAGAUAUGGUCAACAUUCGAAAAUGUUUUUAAGGAUUUUAAGUCCAGAAGGGCAAAGAUGAAUGAGGUGAUAGAGGGUUUUAAGAGGGAAGAAGUACGAAAGAUCGGGAUUUGUGGAAUGGGGGGUGUGGGUAAAACCACAAUGGUGAAAGAAAUCAUCAUAAGAUUGGCAAAACUGAACCUGUUUGAUAAAAUUGUAAUGGCAACUGUGUCUCAAAGUCCAAGUAUUAGGACGAUCCAGUUGGAAAUUGCAGAGGAAAUAGGUUUGGAAUUGAAGGAGGAAACCCAGUCCGGAAGAGCACGAAGGCUACAUAGGAGACUCAUGGAAAUAAAGAGGAUCCUGAUUGUAUUAGAUGAUGUCUGGGCAGUGCUUGAUUUUGAGGCUAUAGGACUCCCUUCUGGAAAUGCUCAUGAAGGGUGCAAAGUUUUGUUGACAUCACGAGAUUCGGACGUUUGCAACAGGAUGCGAAGUCAACAAAUUAUUGCAGUCCCGAUUUUAACACCAGAAGAAUCACAGGAGCUCUUUCGAGAAAUGGUGGGUGAAUCCUUUAAUGAUCCUGAUUUACGUUCCACUGCAAAAGAUGUAUUGAAGGAAUGUGGAGGUUUACCUAUUGCAAUUGUAACUGUUGGAAAAGCCCUAGAAAAGAAAAACAAGCAUGAAUGGGAUGAUGCCCUUAAUCAGAUGCGAAAUUCUACCCCAGUGAACAUCCCUGGAGUGAAUGACACAGUUUUUUCUAGCAUAAAAUGGAGUUAUGAUAGAUUGGAGAGUGAUGAAGUUAGGUCAUGUCUUUUACUUUGUUGUUUAUUUCCAGAAGACUAUGAUAUUCCAAUUGAGUAUUUGGUUCGAUAUGGGUGGGGUCGAGGAUAUUUUAGCAGCAGCGUUACUUUGGAAGAUGCAAGAAAUAGAGUGCAUUCUUUGGUUGACCAACUAAAAAGAAGGUUUUUGUUGCUAGAUAGUGGCAAGAGUGAGGCUACAAAAAUGCAUGACGUAGUUCGCGAUGUUGCCAUAUGGAUUGCUUCAAGAGAUAAAAAAGGAUUUUUGAUAAGAAGUGAUGCUGAAAAUAAAGGGUGGCCAAAUUUAGCUACAUAUGACCAUUACACUACAAUCUCACUUGUUGGCGAUUUGGAGAUUCCAGUUGGUUUGAAAUGCCCAAAACUUGAGCUUCUACAGACGAUGGAAGGACUUUUUUCAGAAGGUAGCAUGAACAACAUUUGUAAGGCGAUGAAAGAACUGAAGGUUUUAGCUUUGGUGGGAAAGGAAAUGAAAAACCGAGUCUCAUUAAGAUCACUGAAGAAUCUGCGGACCUUGUGCCUAGAUGGGUCUAAUUUUGAUGGCACGUCUACUGAUGUUAUUGGGAGUUUGGAGAAUUUAGAAAUCCUCAGCUUUCGGGAUUGUUAUUCCAUGCGUGAGUUGCCGAGGGAAAUUGGACGACUUAAACAGUUAAGGUUGUUAGAUACGACAAACUGCGAGGAACUUGAGGUGAUUCCACAUGGUAUCUUCUCCAGCUUAUGUAGACUUGAAGAGUUGUAUAUGGUUAAUAGCUUUAACGAAUGGGAAAUUGGAAGAGGAAGAGAAGAAAAGGGGAUGGCAAGCAUUUCUGAGGUGAUGUCUCUGUCCGAUCAUUUGAAGGUUCUAGCCAUAGAGAUACCCAGUGUCAUCCACUUGUUGACAAAAGACAUAGUCUUGAAAAGCCCAACAAUAAGAUUCCUUAUACGCUGUGCAACAUGGGGACGGCUUUUUUCAGAGAUGAGUACUUAUGCAUUCGAAAAUUGUUUGGAGAUUAGUGAAAGUGAUGCAAGGGAGUUGGAGGAGAGUCAAGCAGUCAAACUUUUGUUGAAAAAAUCUAAAAAAUUGUAUUUGUCGGAGGUUAAGAAUUUCUCUGUCCUCACUGAUUUAGACCAAGAAGGAUUUCAAGAUUUGAAAGAUUUGCAGCUUUGGAAUUGUCCACAUAUCGAGUAUCUUGCAAAUGGAACAAGUGGGUUUUUGACCAACCUAAGAUUCCUUGAAUUGGUAUUUUGUGGUGUCUUAAAAUAUGCCUUUUCAUUAUCAGUAGCAAGAAACUUGGUACAACUCAAAGAAUUAAACAUUGAUGGAUGUGGUCAAAUGGAAGAAAUUGUGUCGAAGCAGGGGAGGGAACAUGAGGAGGAAGCCGAUAUGAUAUCUUUCGAUAAAUUAACCAAUUUGACUCUCGAGGGUCUAGGGAGUUUGGUUGGUUUCUUCCAAGCCAAGAAGCUAUACUCCAACCAAGAGGAAACAACGGCAAGGGUUGAGCAUCAAUCUGCAGGCGUAUUUGAAAAAGCAAUAUUUCCAUCAAAGUGCAUUUCAUGGUUUCCAAGUUUAGAAGAGGUAGUAUUGGGACGUAUGAAGUUUGAAGGUGUGCUAUUUGAUUUGAAAAACAUUCCAUCUGGAUUUCAAGGCUUCCAAAAUUUGAGAUAUUUGGAAAUGAGAGAAUGUUCUGGUCUAGAAUAUGUGUUCUUGCAUUUAAUUGCCCGAAAACUUUUGAAUCUUGAAGAGGUAAAGAUAUUAAAAUGCCCGGACAUGGAAGCUAUAGUCAGAAUCCCAGAGGAAAUUGAAGAAGAGGCGACAAAAUACAUGAUUUUGUUUCCGAAACUGAACACAUUUGAACUAGAAGACCUGCCUCGUCUCACAAGUCUUUGUCCAGAGGGAUUUACAUUUCUACGGUCAUCCACAAAAAAAAUGCACGUGAAAAGAUGUGAAAAUUUGAAGACAUUGGGUGUUGUAAUUCCACAAAGAAAGAAGUUGGAGAAUAACUUGAAGAAGGAUUCAACAAGUCAUGAUUUCAGCACUUCUCCAACACGUUCAUCAAAUUGGUGCCCUGCUGGAUGUGGAUGCGCACCAUAUUCAAGACCAAACGCCCACCGCCCCAUUGAAAUAUUGCCACGUCCAAUUAACCUGGAGGUUACACAAACUAAUCUUGAGGACUCAAAUGAUAAUGAUAAUCUCGAAAAUCUUACUGUAAGUGACUGUAAUUCGAUGGAAGUGAUUUUCCAACUCAAGGGACCGAAGCAUGAAGAAAGUAGUCACUCCAUUGAAGCAUUCAAUAAAUUGAGUUCCUUGCGGUUAGAUAGAUUGCCAGGUUUAACGCGUGUUUGGGAGAUGGGUAGUUCACAACCGAUGUUGACAGGAAGCAGCUUCGGAAACUUGAAAUCGCUGGAGGUUGGUUUUUGCAACCAGUUGAAAUACUUGUUUUCAUCGUCCAUAGUCAAACUUCUCGUGAGUAUAGAGGACAUAGAAGUUCAUAACUGUGAGAAGAUGGAAGAAAUCGUUGCCGCAGAAGAAGAAACUGAUGAAACAAUUACAUUACCUAAAGUGAAGUCCAUCAAGCUUGAAAGUCUGCCAAAACUCAAGUAUUUUUGUGGUGAAGCUUAUACUUUGAAGUUGCCGUCUUUGGAGUUAUUGGAGUUUGAUGACGUGCAAAACUUAAGCUUAUUAGCUCCAAAGCUUAUUGCCACACAUCCCCGAUUGCAAGUACGCACCGCGUUGGGAGUGGCUGAAUGGAAGGGGGACCUCAAUGCCACUCUUAAGGAAUAUUUACGUCACAAGGAAGGGUGAAGAUGAUGAAAUCGAGAGGGAGGACGAACACAAUUAAUUGAUCAAGCACAAAGGUUAACAUGUCUCCAUCUUCAACUUCUUCUAGGCUUAGUAAAAACUGCUAUUUUCGGAAACACAUAUACAAUAAGCAUAACCGUUUCAACUUAUUUGAGUUUCAGUGAUUUCUAAUAUUCUCCAAUGCAUGCAGAACAACAAUUCAAAGAAGGUUGUGGCUUCAACAAUUCGUUUACCAUCUCAUAUGUACAAACCAAUAAAAUGUCAUUUGUUGCAUCAGACUUUCAUUCCAAAAAUACUAUUUAUGUUGCUUAUUUUAUGCAUGUAUAAUAAAUUUCGAGUGUGAUUGUUACUGUUUGUA